AUGAAAUUAAAGGCAUCCAAUUCUAUUUAUAUUUUAUGGGCUCUGACUUCCUUUAUCAUUCAUGGAUUUUGCCCAACAAGCUUAGCAAAAGUCGGAUUAUUUGUUAUUACUUCCUGUCUUCCACAAAGUAUUGAAUGGCCGAUAGCAAUUUUGAGCUCAAUGAUCUUAACUCUUAUAGCAUCUUUCCAAGAAGAUUUAUUAUUUUUAUCAGCUUUGAUUUAUGCACUUCCUCAAGUUUGUCAACUCCAAUUAGAUUCAACCAUCAAUUUGUACCUUUUAAUUGAUAUUAUCUGACUAAUUCUUUCUGGAUACUUUCAGAGUGGCCAAAUAGAACUACUUUUUAUUAUAAGUAUAUCUUUUCUUUCUAUUUGGAACAUAUCAAUAUAUACAAAAUUCAGCCAAUUAAGAGAAAACAAUUUUCAAUUGGAGAAAAAGUGUGUAGCUUUGGAGCAGGAAAUUUCUUGCAUUGAAGCCAGCAGACUAAUUCCUUCAUUUAAAAGGACUGCAGAACUUGUAGAAAAACUGAAAAAAUUGUCGAAUUCUUUAAUGCCAAACGCCUCUAGACAAAGCUUGCAUGCAAGGUUUAAAAGUGAAGUGCAGCUAGAUAGGCCUGAAAUUUUAAAAAGAAGUGCUUCUAACGAAGUAAGUAAUUCAAAUUUUAUAACAAAUGAUGAAAUAAAAGAAAUUAUCGCUUCCCUGAUUAGUCAAGACUAUCUAAUUUGUAACCAAGGAAAAAUUAAAGCUUCUGAAUUCAAUCUUGCUGAAAUUGGAAAAAACCAAAUGGAUUUGUAUAUAAAGGAUUAAAUUAUUAUUCUAUCUUGCUCUCUCAUCCAUCCAGCCUAAUAGCCGAGGAGCUGCUUUCUGAAUUCAUCUGUCCUGCGCUAUACUAUAAUAAAUUUUAAAAGUGCACUGCAGUUUUUUUAGAUUUUGACCAUUUAAGAUCGUUUGGCAUGAAAAAAAUACAAAUGAGUUCUUUAAAUAUUUUAAAAUGGAGUGUGGGAAAAGUAAACAGUGUUUAAAGCAGCAAGUGCAAAGGAAAAAAGGAAAUAAAUUUAAGCAAGAAAAGUAAGAGAGAGUUGCAUAAUUGCAGCUCUUAUAUUCCAAAUGAUAUCAUGAAGAAACAAUAAAAUAAUUUUUUUUUGUAAAAUCCUUUUUAUAAAUAUAUUAUAUUUGUAUACACAAGUAGAUGAUUCACUUCCAGAAACUACAGUAAGAGCAAAACAUCCAGAGCCAGGCAAAUCAUUUUUCCAACGCCUAACUACUAUGAAGUCCUAUUGUGAUGAUAACGAAUCUUUAUCUGAAGCUCUAGAAGAGCUUGGAACUUGGGAUUUCGACUCAUUUAAGCUAAUUGAAUAUGUAAAUAACCCAGCCUUUGAAGUUGGCAGAUUUGUUUUCAGGACGUUAGGACUAACUACAACUUAUGAUAUAGAUGGGUGCAUCUCCAAUGAUUGUGUAUUUUGAUAGUGUGCAUUUCAUCGGAGUACAUUAUGUUGAAAAUUGGUCGAAUCUUUCGAUAGAGAGACAUUUGAUCUAAAAAAACUCGUAAAUUUCAACCAAAUGUCAACUAUUCAAAAAUUUUGGACCAAAUUUAUUUCAAUGAAAUGCACACUAUCAGCAGCAAUUUACUAUCAUUUGGCGUGGAACCAAUAUAGACGACCAUAAACUCAAUCGAUUUUUAACUGCAGUAGAGAGUGGCUAUAAAAAGAAAAAUUACUAUCACAAUUCAUUACAUGCCGCAGAUGUUACAGCUUCAGCUGUAUUUUUGAUACAAGAAGGGAUAGAAUUAGGGAAUGGUUUGGCUGAUAUAGAUAUUUUUUCUUUGAUCAUCGCUGCACUUUGUCAUGAUAUUGGACAUCCAGGUGUUAAUAACCCCUUUUUAGUAGCUAGCAAAGAUCCUUUAGCAUUUAAAUAUAACGAUCAAAGUGUUUUAGAGCAUAUGCACACAAAUACCACGUUUCAAAUUCUUAGUGAAGAUAAAACAAAUAUUCUUGUAAAUUUAACGAAGUCAGAUUACCAAAGAUUUAGAAAAAUAACUAUCCAGACUAUACUUGGAACAGAUUUGCAGAUUCACUUUGAUAAGCUUGCAGACUUUAAAUCAAUGCUGUCUAAAAGACUUACCUUUUCUGACGACAAGUUUAAGUUACUUGCUUUACAAAUGUGCAUUAAAUGCGCUGAUAUUGGACAUGGGGCUAAAACUCUUGAUUUACAUAAAAAGUGGUCAAAUCUCAUUACAAAAGAAUUUUUCAAGCAAGGCGAUUUAGAAAGAGGGCAUGGAUUUACUGUCACACCUCUCUGUGACAAAGAUAGCGUUAUAAUCAGCAAAUCCCAAGAAGGGUUUUUAAAAGUCCUCGUCAGGCCUCUUUUUGAAAGCUGACUAGAAUUUCUCGAGCUCCACGUCAAUAAAGAAAAUACCGAAGAAGCACUCUCUUCUUUUCAUAUAUGCAUUACAAACAUCCAAAGCAACAUCGAAUUCUGGGACAACGAAUACAGGUUAUUCAAAGAAGGAAAGCAAGAAUUUUUCCUCGAUGAGCUUCUCCCUCCUCUCCUUAAGAAGCAUUCAACCCAAAUCAUGCUGCCAAGAUUCAAGUACAAUUAA
This is a messenger RNA of Blepharisma stoltei, 2596 nucleotides long. The record is from the annotation of a GenBank genome assembly. NCBI's taxonomy places the organism in Eukaryota, Ciliophora, Heterotrichea, Heterotrichida, Blepharismidae.